AUGGCUGAGAAAAAUAUACCAAGUUUAUUAUGUGAACUAAUUGAUUUAAGGUCAAUUUUGUCAUGGGAUGUUGACACAGUCACAGAGUCUGUGAAUAAAACCGGUAGAUUAAUGAUUUCUCAUGAAGCGCAGAAGUAUCAACGA
Racocetra persica is the source of this 144-nucleotide messenger RNA. Lineage: Eukaryota; Fungi; Glomeromycota; Glomeromycetes; Diversisporales; Gigasporaceae. The record is from the annotation of a GenBank genome assembly.